AUGGCCAAGGUGUCACGGAGCUCGCUCCAUUUCUCGGUUGAUGUUGGUUCGGCUCGACCAUGGGAACAUGUCUUUGUUACUGGUUCAAUACCGAGUCUCGGGCUGUGGGAUCCGAAUAAAGCAGUUCAACUGUCACCUGAUCCAAAUGCGCAGGGGCGGUGGAUUGGCGCGGUAGAUGUGGGCAGUGAACCGGUGCAUUUUCGUUAUUUCACCGGAUAUUAUCUCGAUAGUGGUAAAGAAGGAUGCACAAAGGAGUUAAUAGUGAGUAAAUGGGAAACGUUCUUACAUCCACGAUCAAUUCUUCCAGCGAUUGAGUCUGCAAGUGGUGUAUGUCAUGCUCAUGUUACUGACACAUUUGGUCACAACGCUGGUAAAGAACAGCUCAGAGAUGGAUGGUUGAUGGGCGAUAAUCAAAAUGAGAUUCUACUGCGUUUGCAUGGUACACCGUUCAAGUUCUACAAAAGUCGUCAUGCGAAUCGUUCAUAUCGAGUUAAAGUGACACCUUUCGAUCUGCGCGUUAAAGAGGCGGGUAGUGCAGACGACGAUGAUCUAGAUGACGGACAGGAACCUUAUGUUCCACCUGCGCUGCCGUCCUUCUCAGAUUCAUCUCUUGCGAUUCUCUCNUGGUUGAAUUUGAAGAUUCUCUCCUCCGACAAUCCAUGCUAUCGUGAUCAACCGGAGAAUGGUGAACCGUUUCGUGUUGAUCGAGAUUAUUUUGUUUUCAAAACAAUUUCGGUUGCAGUCGAAUUUCUGGGAUUUCGUGUCGAGUUGUUCGUCAAUGAUGAUGAAAGUGAAAAUACAACAAAUUCGUACAAACGUUUUGCUAUCUCAUAUGCCCUACCGUCCACAAUGCCUGGCACUUUCGGUAUCGCGUCGUUACCAUUACUUGCUAAGAGCAAUCGACCUAUUGGCCAGAUCAUGGUUGAUUAUUUAUUCAUUCAAUCGCUAAAGCAACCAGUACCUCCACAAACGAUGCGAGUUACAUAUGGAAAACAUUGGAAGAAGAGGCAAACAUUGGAAGUAGGUCAUCGUGGAAUGGGCAAUUCAUAUACGAAAAUGGCUGCGGGCCGCGAGAACACAAUCCAUUCGCUCAACUCGGCUGCAAAAAACGGAGCCGAUUAUGUGGAGUUUGACGUGCAACUUACUAAGGAUAAGAUUGCGGUGAUAUUUCACGAUUUCCAUGUGCUCGUUAACGUUGCUAAAAGAAAGCCGCAUCAUCUGGGAUCAGAAUCACAAAACGAUUAUCACGAAUUAGCUGUGAAGGACUUGAAACUGAAACAGCUCCAUUUGCUGCAUCUGGAACAUUAUCAAGCAGUGAAUGGGGUCAAGAAAGAGGGAAUAUUGAAAGUGACUGAUAGUACUGAAGAGGCGGAUGAACGUAUGCCGUUUCCAACGUUGGUUGAUGCGUUAAAGCAGGUUGAUCCUAGUGUUGGAUUCAACGUCGAAGUUAAAUAUCCGAUGAUGCAAAAGAAUGGUAUUCACGAGUGUGAGAAUUAUUUCGAACAUAAUACGUAUAUCGAUAUAAUCUUAAGAGACGUAUUGGUGAAUGCGGGUGAUCGUCGUAUCCUUUUCUCGUCGUUUGAUCCUGAUGUGUGUACGAUUCUCGCUGCAAAACAACACAUUUACCCAGUACUAUUUCUGUGCAAUGGUCUGACGACCCGCUAUGAGCCAUUCGUUGAUUUGCGUGCAUCAACAUCUACCGCUGCCGUUAACUUCGUUGCUAGUCUAGAUACAUUAGGUGUAAAUUUCCAUUCGGAAGAUCUUUUGCGUGAUCCAUCGCCACUGUAUCGCGCCAAUAAAUUUGGAUUGGUGUCGUUCGUUUGGGGUGAUGAUUUGGAUAGUAAAGAAAACAUCGCAUAUUUCAAGAAAGAACUCUUAGUUGAUGGCAUCAUUUACGAUCGGAUCGGUGAACUGGAGCCUCGUCGAAAUGUGUUUUCGGUUGAACGUGAGGCAAAGGCGGCGUUAUUCCGUCGCACAGUGUCACCAGCAGCACCGCGUACAGUGUCGUUGUCAGUGGAGGAAUGUCCCGACUCUCCAUCAGCAUCCGACUCGUCGAUGUCUUCGUCAACAACCGAAUCGCCAGUUCAAACACCACCGUCCCAUCGCAGAACUCGUCAUUCGGUUAUCGAAAUAUACUGUCCUCGUGUUUGA
Molecule: messenger RNA, 2151 nt
Organism: Anisakis simplex (herring worm)
Lineage: Eukaryota; Metazoa; Nematoda; Chromadorea; Rhabditida; Anisakidae
Source: the annotation of a GenBank genome assembly